Molecule: messenger RNA, 2934 nt
Organism: Yarrowia lipolytica CLIB122
Lineage: Eukaryota; Fungi; Ascomycota; Dipodascomycetes; Dipodascales
Source: RefSeq, a predicted model, not a curated record
AUGAACGAACUGCAGUUUGUUGUUGAAACCGGAGACGUCCAGAGUUCCAGACCCGCCAGCAAAAAGCCCAAGCGAACACGACGGGCUUGUCUCCCCUGCCAAGGCAGAAAAGUGAGUGCAAACCGACUCUCGGCUGAUACUCCGACGAUAAUAUCUGCCACAGACAUGUCCACACACCAGCUAACACAGAUCCGAUGCAAUGGCGGCCUUCCAUGCGAAACAUGUAUCGGUCGCAAAGUGCGAUGCGAAUACAAGGACGAAGACACCAAGAAGGGCACCGAUAAGAGCCCCAGCCCCGCCAAAAAUGAAGUCUUUGAAAACCGACGCCUAGCACAGGCGCAGUCCCCACACGUCCCACAUACACAGAGCCCACUACAGAGCCAUGUUCAGGUGGCGCAGAAGCCGGCAGGGAAGUCACCACACCAGCCAGCACACAUGUCACCCCAUCUAUCGCCACAGGCUGUGCACAUGUCACCCCAGGCUUCUCACAUGUCGCCACAUACUCAGCCAGUACAUGUACAGCAGCACACUCAACCACCACAGUCACAACCCCAUACACAACAGACGAAACCACAAGUCGGCCAGACCCAGCCCCAGUCACAACCCCCAGCUAUCACAUCACCUCUGUCGAUAGCUACCUCCAGCUCACGUGGCUCUACCCGACAGCCGUACUUUCGAUGGCUCGGAGCUACUGCCAUUGCUCCGCCCAGAAAGGGCAAGUUCAGACUCAUUGCGGUGAACCUGGCUUCGUCGGCCUACUCGACCGUCGUGAUGAAACAGACAGCCGAGGGCUCGGCCAUGGAGUUCCAGGCGCCCAUAACCUCAGCAGGGUCAGCUAACUCGGUUAAUUCUAACGGCUCGUACUUCCCGACUGCCAUAGAGACCCCCGAAACACAGCUGCCCAGCAUUGGGCCCUACUCGAUUCCUACAAAGUACAUUGACGUCUUCUACUCCCACGUGUCGUCCAUUCUUCCGUACUUGCCCCGGAAGGUGUUCAAUCAGCUUCUUCAAGCUGGCGAGGUGUCGGAGGCGCUUCUCAACGCCAUGGCUGGCUUGGGACUCAAAAUGAGCUCCAACUCCAGCCCUACAGAAUCCGUUUCCGAGACGGAAAAUACGGCUAUCAAGUACUCCAACCGCGCCAAGGAGCUUGUUAUCAGGCGCCUGGCACUCCCCACGGUUGAAACCGUCUACACGCUGCUUCUGAUUGCAUACAACGAGUUUGCCAACGACAUGGACUCUGGGCUGUGGAUGUGGUCUGGCAUGGCCAUUCGAAUGUGUUUCGAUCUGGGUCUGCAUAAAGCAGACCUUCCCAAUCUGGAUGAAGAACACCGCGAAACAGCCCGGAACGUCUUCUGGUCGGUGGUGUGUCUUGAUCGGCUCAUCUCUUCAGGUACUGGCCGUACUGUGACGGUUCCUCUAUCGCAGAUUGAGCACCAUCCUCCCGUAGGCAAGAAGCUGACAACUGGCCAGACAGAUCCCUUCCCAUAUCUCUGCAAGCUGUUGCUCCUCGUGGGCAAGGUAACCGACCAUCUCAACUCCGUGGACCCCUCGCAAUUGUCUUCUUCUCGGUCGUUUGCCUCCACCCAACUGGCCUCUUUCCAUCAGGACGUUUCCGACUUUUACACGUCGCUUCCUCCGGAUCUAUUGUUUGACGUUCACAACUUCCAAGAGUUUGCACGUAUCCGACAGAGCCAGGUGUUCCUGUUGCUGCACGUGUGGAAUCAGGCGCUCAUCCUGGCUGUGUAUCACCCCACGGUUGUGUAUGCUCGAUCAGCAGGUACCCUUGGCUCUGUUUCAGUCUCAGGCUCUUCCAACGUGUCUCUGAACAACUCUAGAGCACCUUCUCCUACUGGUGCUGUAGCUGGAGGUGGAGGUGGAGCUUCUUCUUCGGCAGAAGACGGGCCCAAACCCGCCAAGAAACGAAAGACUACCGACCCUCCUCUGUCUGGAAUCGAUAUUGGAGCUAUCAGUAUUUCUGAUAUGGUUGCGUUUGCUGAUCUCAUUGACCCUCUAUCGUUUUUGUGCUCUCCUUUUGCGUCUCAGCCUCUGCUGAUGGCUGGAGUUUCUUGCCUGACAGUUCUCAGAGCCCUCUCACCCGCCAACACGCCUCCACAUGCGAUUUUCACUGUAAAAAAGUCGUAUCACAACACUCGAAACGCCCUUCAACGUCUUCGGAGUAACUGGGCGGGAGUGUCGUGGCUUUGCGAGACUCUGGACUCACUGGAGCGUGAAGAGGAGGACGUGGAUCUUGUUGGAUCGUUCACUUUUGAGGCACCAGAGGUCCCCUCGCAAGAAGAGCCUCCUACAGGUUCCUCAGCUCGAGCCACGGCCACUUCGGCCUCCAUUAACCACUCUUCACAUGCUUCUAACAAGAGGUGGCUGGUGGACGCUCUGGAAGAGAACUGCCCAGAGGAAGAGAUGCUUGGUCUUGUGAUUGCAGGAUCUCGAAAGCUAUCGCUUCCAAUUGAGCGACAGAAUGAGUACUACUGGGACGGCAAUGGAGGGGUUGCUACCGGUACUUCAAACAAUGGCCAUGACCAGGUUCCGACAGCGGCACAUCACAAUGCCCCUCGCAACCACCAGCAGCCACGGAACCAUCACCACAACAAUCACUCGACAAACAAUGCAAACGGACCCAACAGCCAUCCGUAUAUUUCCCGGCAGCUCUGUGAGUCUCCUGAGCCCUAUUUUGAGGAAGGGUACUCCCAGUUCUACGGUCAGCAGGCCCAACAAAACCACCAUAUCAUGCAACAGGGUCAUAACAAUGCUGACAAGCCUUCCGCAGGCUCCUCUGGUGGUAACAAUACAAGCAACGAAUCGACUAACGCUCCCAACCGGACAAAUUCUCGAGAGAUUCCAGAUCCUCUGGACGGAGAUGACUUUAAGAGUCUUCUAGUUGGAAACAUGACUCUUGACGAGUUUCUCAAAAUGUGA